Messenger RNA from Fusarium odoratissimum NRRL 54006, 1026 nucleotides. RefSeq lists its product as uncharacterized. The record is from RefSeq and is a predicted model, not a curated record. NCBI's taxonomy places the organism in Eukaryota, Fungi, Ascomycota, Sordariomycetes, Hypocreales, Nectriaceae. The transcript has 2 exons. Bases 1 to 1026 code for a protein of 341 amino acids.
AUGUCAUCCGCAGUGGACAUUCAGUCACUCCCGUCAGAAGUUCUUAGGAACAUUCUUUUCUCUGUGCGCAACGAGAAAAAUGGCCAAGGCUCAAUUAAAGAGUGUCGCUUAGUUUCACAUUGCUUCAACAAUGCUGCAUCGCCAUUGCUCCUCACCGAAGUUUCUGUUUGCCUUACCUCGGAAUCCUUCACUCGUUUAGAAGAUAUUUGCUAUCACCCCAUUUUCAGCAAGUCAGUGCAAAAGGUCAGCAUAGUCACGUCUUACUACGAAACCGAAUUAGCCUGCAACAGGCCACUAUUCAUGCUCGAGGCCAAGGCCAGACUGCUUCGACAUGUAGAGACCAUGGAACGGUCGAGAUCAUACCGGAAUAAGUAUCCUCACACGCAAGCGCAAUCCCGGUGGCUGUCAAAUAUGGCUUGGAGAACAGAACCUGAAUUCGAACAACUUUUCAAUGACCAAGUUGACGAAGAGUCACCAACACCUACCCAGAGGCUAUUUCUCAAGCUUUAUGAUCUGUACAAAGAAUUGUACAACGACCAACAGCAGCUUCGAGAAGGCCAACACCACAUCACUCGCUUAUGCGCCGCUUUGAGUUCCUUGUCCAACCUGGUAUCCUUGGAGCUGAACGAUAUUAGAAACUUGGGAGGCAUGGAACACUUGGACGCUGCUGACUUUGCUCAUACCGGAUAUGAUCAUACAAUACUGCAGCACUUUAGCCCUAUCUUGCGCAAGUCAAGAUGGUGUGGCUCUUUCAAGACGAUUCACACUGCAACUCCACCCGUCGAGAUGCUCGGAACGUUGUGCUCUGAGCUCGCAGACAAAGGCCUGAGACCUAGGACAAUUCGCCUCCGCUUGGUUCCUCCGCCCAACAUGCAAGCUUGGCAACUAUCACCAUCGCAGCAGACGGGAUUGAAGAAUCUGGUUGCUCAGACCACGAAACUAGCACUUAAUGGAGCUGAAGUCCUUGGUUACUCGACACUCCAAGACCUUGCGCGACUUGCAAUUGCAAGCUUGUUGGUUGCUUGA